CGGCCGCGCCGCGCCAUGUCCGACUACAGCACGGGAGGACCCCCGCCCGGGCCGCCGCCGCCCGCUGGCGGGGGUGGGGGCGCCGGGGGCGCCGGGGGAGGGCCUCCGCCGGGCCCGCCGGGCGCGGGGGACCGGGGCGGCGGCGGCCCCGGCGGCGGCGGCCCGGGCGGAGGGGCGGCCGGGGGCCCCGCGCAGCCGCCCGGCGGGGGCGGCCCGGGAAUCCGCAAGGACGCCUUCGCCGACGCCGUGCAGCGGGCCCGCCAGAUCGCAGCCAAAAUCGGAGGCGAUGCGGCCACGACCGUGAACAACAGCGCUCCCGACUUUGGUUUUGGGGGCCAGAAGAGACAGCUGGAGGACGGAGAUCAGCCGGAGAGCAAGAAACUGGCUUCCCAGGGGGACUCCAUCGGUUCUCAGCUCGGACCCAUCCAUCCUCCGCCCAGGACUUCCAUGACAGAAGAGUACAGGGUCCCGGACGGCAUGGUGGGCCUGAUCAUUGGCAGAGGAGGCGAGCAAAUUAACAAAAUCCAGCAGGAUUCAGGCUGCAAAGUCCAGAUCUCUCCAGACAGCGGCGGCCUACCAGAACGCAGCGUGUCCUUGACGGGGGCCCCGGAGUCCGUCCAGAAGGCGAAGAUGAUGCUGGAUGACAUCGUGUCUCGGGGUCGCGGGGGCCCCCCCGGCCAGUUCCACGACAGCGCCAACGGGGGCCAGAACGGCACCGUGCAGGAGAUCAUGAUCCCCGCAGGCAAGGCCGGCCUGGUCAUCGGCAAAGGCGGAGAGACCAUUAAGCAGCUGCAGGAGCGCGCGGGCGUGAAGAUGAUCCUGAUCCAGGACGGCUCCCAGAACACGAACGUGGACAAGCCCCUGCGCAUCAUCGGGGACCCCUACAAAGUGCAGCAAGCCUGCGAGAUGGUGAUGGACAUCCUCCGGGAGCGCGACCAGGGUGGCUUCGGGGACCGCAACGAGUAUGGCUCGAGGAUCGGCGGGGGCAUUGAUGUGCCGGUGCCAAGGCAUUCUGUAGGGGUGGUCAUUGGCCGGAGUGGAGAGAUGAUCAAGAAGAUUCAGAAUGACGCAGGGGUGCGGAUACAGUUCAAGCAAGAUGAUGGGACGGGUCCUGAGAAGAUCGCCCACAUCAUGGGGCCCCCGGACAGGUGUGAGCACGCGGCCAGGAUUAUCAACGAUCUCUUGCAGAGCCUCAGGAGUGGUCCCCCAGGCCCUCCAGGGGGUCCCGGCAUGCCCCCCGGCGGCCGGGGCCGGGGGAGAGGCCAAGGCAGCUGGGGUCCUCCCGGCGGGGAGAUGACCUUCUCCAUCCCCACGCACAAGUGCGGGCUGGUCAUCGGCCGAGGUGGCGAGAACGUGAAAGCCAUCAACCAGCAGACAGGCGCCUUUGUAGAGAUCUCCCGGCAGCUGCCGCCCAACGGGGACCCCAACUUCAAGCUGUUCAUCAUCCGGGGCUCGCCCCAGCAGAUCGACCACGCCAAGCAGCUCAUCGAGGAGAAGAUAGAGGGUCCUCUCUGCCCCGUGGGACCUGGCCCUGGGGGACCAGGCCCCGCUGGCCCCAUGGGGCCCUUCAACCCGGGGCCCUUCAACCAGGGGCCACCAGGAGCACCCCCACAUGCCGGCGGCCCCCCUCCUCACCAGUACCCACCCCAGGGCUGGGGCGGUGCCUACCCCCAGUGGCAGCCCCCUGCUCCGCACGACCCAAACAAAGCUGCCGCGGCAGCCGCUGACCCGAACGCCGCCUGGGCCGCCUACUACUCGCACUACUACCAGCAGCCCCCGGGCCCCGUGCCCGGCCCCGCGCCGGCCCCUGCCGCUCCGCCCACUCAGGGGGAGCCCCCGCAGCCCCCGCCCACCGGCCAGUCGGACUACACGAAGGCCUGGGAGGAGUACUACAAGAAGAUCGGCCAGCAGCCACAGCAGCCGGGAGCGCCCCCGCAGCAGGACUACACGAAGGCCUGGGAGGAGUACUACAAGAAGCAGGCGCAAGUGGCCACCGGAGGGGGUCCGGGAGCGCCUCCAGGCUCCCAGCCAGACUACAGUGCCGCCUGGGCCGAGUAUUACAGACAGCAGGCCGCUUACUACGGACAGACUCCCGGUCCCGGCGGCCCCCAGCCUCCUCCCACCCAGCAGGGACAGCAGCAGGCAAGUGGGAACUGCCACCCUCCUCCUCCUCCUUUCUCCUUCCAACCCCCGGCCACCGUCCAUCCUGCCUUAGUGGGUAGCGCCGGAAACCCCUUCCCCUGCGGGGUGUGCCCUUGAUGCCUGCAGCGGGGGCCGCGUGGCCAGAGGUCUCCGGGAGUCCCCACGCGCCCGCCGGGGAAGCGCACGCUGGGUCCAGAGGCUAACGAAGAGGCCUCCCUCCGCCAGCCGCUUGUUCCUGUGUGACGCUGUCGUGACGCUGGGGCGAGCUGGAAACAGAGGUGGAACUUGUGAACUGGUGGGUAGUCCUUGGGGGUGGGGCCGCCGGCCGCUCCAGCCGUGGUCGCCGUCCUGGCCGUCAACCCACUCGCUCCAAAUCUGGCCACUUGGGAAGAAAACGUCUAUUUUUUUCCCCCUUUUCUGCAUCACUUUUGUUUUUUUAUUUUGGAAAGCCACGAUCUUUUUCACCUGUGUCCGAGUGACUGCCGCAGGCGGCCCGGGGCUCCCCGCCCGCCCGCUCGCCUCUGUGUCCCGGUCUUGUCUGUGAAGUGGGCAUGACGAUCGUUGCCACCUUCCAACCUACCUCACAGGGGUGUUGUGGGGACACCGUGCUCGCUGAAAUGGUUUCUGUUGCGUCGCCCGGGAGCCGCCGCCUCCCCGUCCAGCAGGCGCCCUCCCUCCUGAGCGCUUUCUCUGCCUCUGCCCUGCGCCUGCUUCUCUGACUUGCUCUCCUGUCCCCUCCUGCUCCCCCCCUUCUCCCCCCAUCCUCCUCCUCUCCCUCCCCCCCCAUCCGUCAAGGAGCAGAGUCUGCCUCCAGCCAGGCCGAGAGCACUAGACAGUGGACACGCGCCCUGCCUGCCCGCACGGGCCGCCUCCCCGCGCACGGGUGCUGCAGCCCCGCCUGCCCUCCCCUCCAGCCCCCCACGCCGCCCUCCCUGUAGUGACCGAUUCCUAUCUCUUCCCUCUCCGCAGGCUCAAUGAAUCGAAUGAAUGUGAACUUCCUCAUCUGUGAAAAUCUUUUUUUUUUUUUUUCCAUUUUGUUCUGUUUGGGGGCUGUUUCCGUUUGUUUUUUAUUUUGUUUGUUUGGCGAGAGAGCGAUGGCUGCCGUGGGGGUGCGGGGAGCCCGGGGAGUGGCUGGAGGCGGGGCGCUCGCGCUCCCUGUCUCAUUCGGUUUCUUUACAAUCGGGGACCCUUCACUCUGGCCAGCCAUGGAAGAUAGCGAGGAACUGAGUCCUGCCAAAAAUAAAUUAAAAACAUUAAAAGGAGCAGAACAAAAGCUAUAAAAUUUUAUAUAUAUAUUAAAAAAAAAACUCUAUCCCCAGCCUUCCAGAAACUGCCUCUCUGAAGGUGAGGCGCCAAUUCUCUCCCUGCCACCCUUGGCCUCUUCUUGUUUUUAAAAUAAACUUUUAAAAAGGAAAAAAAGUCACUCUUGCUAUUUCUUUUUUUUAGUUAGAGUUGGAACAUUCCUUGGACCAGGUGUUGGUAUUGCAGGACCCCCGCACCUGCCCUUCCUCCUCCUGCUCCUCCUCCUCCUCCUGCUCCUCCUCCUCCUGCUCCUCCUCUCCCUCCUCUCUCUCGCUCCUCUCCAGCCCCGGCUCAGCCCCUGCCCCCACUCCCAGGACUGGUCUGCUCCGUUGUCUUUUGAUCUGUUCAAGAGGAGAUUGAAACUAAAAAUGAGAACAAAACAAAAAAAUUGUAUGGCAGUUUUUACUUUUUAUCGCUCGUUUUUAACUUCACAAAUAAAUGAUAACAAAACCUG
Messenger RNA from Lepus europaeus (European hare), 3898 nucleotides. RefSeq names its product KH-type splicing regulatory protein (gene KHSRP). The record is from RefSeq and is a predicted model, not a curated record. NCBI's taxonomy places the organism in Eukaryota, Metazoa, Chordata, Mammalia, Lagomorpha, Leporidae. Bases 16 to 2259 code for a protein of 747 amino acids. Gene Ontology annotation, biological process: regulation of DNA-templated transcription. Gene Ontology annotation, molecular function: mRNA binding. Gene Ontology annotation, cellular component: cytoplasm; nucleus. The transcript has 19 exons.